CAGGCUUUCACCGGAAUAAUACCUCAGAGGAGGGGGACAAGAAUAUUUUUUAUAAAUUUUCUGUUUCCUGGCUGUAAUACCCGUUGGACAAAAAUACAUGAGGAUGUAUACGUGUAUUAACUGCGGAGUUGAGGUCAAGGAGUUGUACAGGAGGUACAGUCCAAGUGUCCUCAAGGUAUUGAAAUGCACAAAUUGUGGAAGCCUGGCAGACAAAUACAUAGAGUACGACCCGGUGAUAGUUCUCGUGGAUCUGGUGCUGCUGGAGAAGCCAGCGUAUAGGCAUCUCCUGUACAACAGCGAAUUCGAGUCCUACUGGAAGCUGAUGAUUGUCCUCCUGUUGGGUGAAUCCUACAGGGUGUGGGCGACGCACGACAGCUCCAACGAGCCCCUGAAGGCAGACAGAUUCGAGGGGGAGAGUGGCUUCUCCAUCCUGGUAGCUCAUACUGGAUUUUCUCUGGGUUUUUUCGCUGCAGCUGUCAUUCUGGGGACUGAGCUCAGGUGGUUACUCUCACAGAGACCCAAAAAAUAUCGAGCUACUGAUCUAGUUCGGGCUCUCAUCGUUGGUGGAUGUGCUAAACUCCUGGGGCUUCUUGGGCUUGUAUGGCAGCAUGUCUCUCAUGAUCUUCAUUAUGCUCUCAUCCAUGGGUACACUAUGCUCUGCCUCCUUACAGCUUAUUCAGUUGUCUGCGAGAGCGGAAGAGGUGGAUCACUGAUUGGUUUAGCUGCUGGAUUACUGGCGCAUAAUUACGUAUCAACUUGGGUGUGGCUGCCAUCAGCUAGCCAGAACGUUACACUAGUACAGAAUAAUAUUCGAAGCUAAUUCAACGAAUUGUGAUAUGAAGUUAUGGGGUAGAGGAUGGAGGUUCAAGCAUCUUUCACAGGAAGCACGCUCCAGCCAAGAACUAGUCUGUCGAAUCCACAGGAGAAUAAAUUGCAGGAUGCGUUUGAAUCUUCUGCCCAGGCCACCGAGCACACCAUCCUGCGAUGACCCUGAUAAACGAAAUUAAUAUAAACUGUAAAUACCAAUGCCAGAUUAAAAGAACAGCAGAUAUCUCCAAGAACUUCCACUUGUGCUGAAUAAAUCAGUUGAUAAAAA
Messenger RNA from Fopius arisanus, 1096 nucleotides. RefSeq names its product ACAT-related protein required for viability 1 (gene Arv1). Gene Ontology annotation, cellular component: Golgi apparatus; cortical endoplasmic reticulum. Bases 98 to 820 code for a protein of 240 amino acids. Lineage: Eukaryota; Metazoa; Arthropoda; Insecta; Hymenoptera; Braconidae. The transcript has 4 exons. The record is from RefSeq and is a predicted model, not a curated record. Gene Ontology annotation, biological process: regulation of plasma membrane sterol distribution; intracellular sterol transport; sphingolipid metabolic process.